UUGACAACAUGUCAGGUUGCUAUCUAGUUAGCUAGCCUGCAGGAUACAUUCAUUCACAAUGGACAGAAAUAAAUAGACACAGGUUAUUUAACAGCGGUUAAGAAGAUAUGGUGUUGCAACGCGAACGAUUGUCUUGCUUUUUAGCCGAGUUCGCUUCAGUCAAAAGUCAUCGAAAGCAGCACAAUCAAAAGAGAAGACUAAGGUGACUACGACCCGGAGUUGGUCCGUCAGGUGACUACGACCCGGAGUUGGUCCGUCAGGUGACUACGACCCGGAGUUGGUCCGUCAGGUGACUACGACCCGGAGUUGGUCCGUCAGGUGACUACGACCCGGAGUUGGUCCGUCAGGUGACUACGACCCGGAGUUGGUCCGUCAGGUGACUACGACCCGGAGUUGGUCCGUCAGGUGACUACGGCCCGGGGUUGGUCCGUCAGGUGACUACGGCCCGGGGUUGGUCCGUCAGGUGACUACGGCCCGGAGUUGGUCCGUCAGGUGACUACGGCCCGGGGUUGGUCCGUCAGGUGACUACGGCCCGGGGUUGGUCCGUCAGAGUGUGCCAUGGCGGCUGGUGUUAGCCUGCUGACUGAUGUGCCCUACUCUUCCUCUGGGGACCUCAACACAGGCAACAGCAUGAACACAGUCAGUAGUCGGGUCCCCACAGCCAAGUACACCAAGGUGGGGGAGACUUUGAGACAUGUGAUCCCAGGUCACAUGCAGUGCUCCAUGGCGUGUGGAGGGAGGGCCUGUAAAUACGAGAACCCGGCCCGCUGGAGUGACAAGGAGCAGGCCGUUAAGGGACUGUACUCCUCAUGGAUAACUGACAACUUGCUGGCGAUGGCAAGGCCUUCUACUGAAAUCCUCGAGAAAUACAAUAUCAUAGAACAGUUUACAAGGUGUGGCCUUCGUACGGUGAUCAACCUGCAGCGUCCCGGGGAACACGCCAGCUGUGGUAACUCUCUGGAACAUGACUCUGGAUUCACCUACAGACCUGAGGUGUUCAUGGAGGCUGGCAGUGUGUUACUGGCGUGUUACCUGGUGUUCACCUCUCGUAUGAGUGCAGACCAGGCCAUCCUGUUUGUCAGAGCCAAGCGGCCCAACUCCAUCCAGACCCGAGGCCAGCUGCUGUGUGUCCGGGAGUUCGCCCAGUUCCUGGUUCCGUUGAGGAACGUGUUCUCCUGCGCAGAACCCCGGGCCAACGCUGUUACGCUGUCCCAGUACUUGACUCGCCAACGCCACCUGCUGCACGGGUACGAGGCGCGGCAGAUGAAGAACGUGCCAAAGAUCGUCCAGCUGGUCUGCAAGUUCCUCCUGGACAUCGCUGCCAAUAGACAGGUGGUGGUGGAGGAGGCGGUGUUGGAGGUUCCAGACCUGACGGCGGAGGUGGAGAAGACAGUGUCCCAGCAGGCCAUCCAGCUGCUGGGGAAGGAGAUGAGAGGGAAGGGCAUCCCUGUGCCUUCACCCCGCCUGCCUUGUCCCUGCCCUGAGACAGCCCUAACCCAGCCUUGUCCCCGCCCUGAGACAGCCCUAACCCAGCCUUGUCCCCACCCUGAGACAGCCCUAAUCCAGCCUUUUCCCCGCCCUGAGACAGCCCUAACCCACACACUACACAUGGAACGACCUCUCACUCCAAACCUAGCACUACUCCAGGAACCAUCGUUACUCUUAGAGCCCCCUCUCAGCCCAGCCCUGGCCCACGACUCGGUUCUGUCCAGUGACCAGGAGCUGGACCCUCUUUGGCAGCGGCAGAAUGGGGUGGCAGCCUCCCUCCUGAAGCCUCUGCAUCCGGGGAAACGCUUGCUGAGUUACAGUGACUCAGCCUUGUAUAAGCUAGACCCCAGACGAGACCCAGACCAGGAGCAGAACCAGAACCACAUCUGGAGCAUCCCUUGCGGCAAUCCUCUGACCCAGCACCAGCUAGCCACAGCCUGGGAGCCCCCCACAUCCCCUAGCCUCCCUCCACAGCACCACCCCUUCUCCAUGGGAGAGCAGACAAGGGAGGAGAGGCGAGGAGGACAGGAAAGGAGUUCUAAGGAGAGUGAUCACCACACCCAGAAGAACAUGUCUCCUCUCUUCCAGAGACGGAAGCAGCUCUGCGAGGGCCAGCGAAGUCUGUCCUUUGGGUUUGGGGGUAGUCUGUCCAAGCCCUCAGGAGAAGAGCUGUCAGAGGGGAGGCCGUGGAGAGGAGACAUGCCUGUGAUGAGCCUUACAGGAGGAGAGGAGUCUGUGUGUGGGGUCGACAGGGCUGGAGACAGAGAGGAAAGAGUGAGGGGGAAGGCUGGAGAAAGAGAGGACAGAGAGGAACGGAAGGACAGAGAGGACAGAGAUGACAGAGAGGAAAGAGUGAGGGGGAAGGCUGGAGAAAGAGAGGACAGAGAGGAACGGAAGGACAGAGAGGACAGAGAGGACAGGGAGAGGCUGACAGAGGUCCCUGUCAUCACCCGGUAUGCUGAGCUGUCCCUGGAAGCCAGACGUCUCGUGGUGGCCAGAGCUCUGGCUUUGGGCCUGAAUGAUGAAGAUCUCCACUACAAGGUCUCAGUGUGGCAGACAGAGCUGAACUCCAGAGAAGGAGCCUGGGAGAGACUGAGUCUAGAGAGAGACCCUAUGGUGCUGGCUGGUCUCAUGUGGUCCUGGCUGGAGCAGCUCAAAGAGCCAAUCAUCUCCUCUCAGGAUGUCCAGGCCCUGGGCCAGAAGAACUACAACUCUCAGCAUGCACUCAGUUCUCUGGAGAAGGGCCACAGACUGACCCUGCUCUGCAUCCUGGACUGUGCUGCUCAUCUGCUGGCCUUACCUGACAAGGAGGAAGCUGACUUCCUCAAUCACACCAUCAAGGUGUUCACUAAGAUCUCCUCAGAGAGUGACCAUGUUCUACACCAGACACUGAUGGCCACCCUGACUCCCAUCCUGCAUCAGUUGAGAGACAGUGCCGAGGAGGAGAUGGAGUCGACCAACCACUCCUCCUGAUGUUCCCUUGGACCUCUUCCCCCCCCCCCGUUCUUUACUUCUAGUUUAACCCAGGUCUGUUUUGACCAGCUAACCUCCUCCCGCCUCUCCUCCCCUUCUUUCUCUCUCCUGGCCCAACGUUAAAGGAAAACUCCACCAAAAACUAUCUUUUGGUAUUUGUUUCAUUAGUCCAGUGUUGACAUAGUCCCAAACUGUUUUGCUUGUCAGCAAUCAAGUUUUUAAGUUAUGUAACUUUCAAAAUGCGUCAUAUGGGGAUGAUUUCUGUAUUUUGAAAGUUAUAUAUCUUGGAAACUUGAUUGCUGACAAGCAAAACCGUUUGGGACUAUGUCAACAUUGGACUAAUGAAACAAAUACCAAAAGAUAGUUUUUAGGUGGAGUUUUCCAUGAAGCUCUGUCCUGACUAGCUACCGGACGAUGCUGCUGCUGCUGCGCUGCGUUCCCUACUGUUACCAAGCUUUAGAUGAAAUAAUUAUGAUGUUGUAUGACAACGUGAUGUGAUUUCAGCAUCAAGGUUUGUUUUUGUUUGUUUUUAGCUAUUUCUUCCUGUUAUUUUUUUUAAAUGUAAAACUGCCAUACUGUGUUAAUGUGCCAGGUGAUGUUUCAGCUACAUGACUUUAGUGUUCUGAUCUCAUCCAUCUACUACUGUAGGUGUUGCUGUGGAAACGGAUGGUAGUCCCAAAUAGCACCCUAUUCCCUAUAUAUAGUGCACUACUUUAGACCAGGACCCUAUUCCCUAUAUAGUGCACUACUUUAGACCAGGGCCCUAUUCCCUAUAUAUAGAGCACUACUUUAGACCAGGACCCUAUUCCCUAUAUAGUGCACUACUUUAGACCAGGGCCCUAUUCCCUAUAUAUAGUGCACUACUUUAGACCAAGGCCUUUUUCCCUAUAUAGUACACUACUUUAGACCAGGGCCCUAUUCCCUAUAUAUAGUGCACUACUUUAGACCAGGACCCUAUUCCCUAUAUAGUGCACUACUUUAGACCAGAGCCCUAUUCCCUAUUAUAGUACACUACUUUAGACCAGGGCCCUUUUCCCUACAUAGUGCACUACUUUAGACCAGGGCCCUAUUCCCUACAUAGUGCACUACUUUAGACCAGGACCCUAUUCCCUAUAUAGUGCACUACUUUAGACCAGGGCCCUAUUCCCUAUUAUAGUGCACUACUUUAGACCAGAGCCCAAUGGGUCAUUGUCAAAAGUAUGUUGUGCACUAUAGAGGGAAUAGGGUGUUGGUUGGUACGUUGGUUUUUGUCAGCAUUGACUGGAAAGGGAAUCCUGAUGAAAUGAAUGUAAAUGUUAUUUUACUUCAGUGAAGAAUUGAACUUCUGCUUUGCUCAGCUGAAGAAGAGGAAAAAAAAUAAAAACUUGAUUUAAUUUGAACCAAAAUAUAUUUUCACUGUCUAAAACUAACCAAUGUCUUAUUUAUUGAACUUCUCACUUGAUUAGAAAAACAUGAUGAAACAGGAUGUCCCAAAUAGCACCCUUUUGCCUACAUAGUACACUACUUUAGACCAGAGCCCUAUUCCCUAUAUAGUGCACUACGUUAGAACAGAGUCCUAUUGCCUAUAUAGUGCACUACGUUAGACCAGAGUCCUAUUCCCUAUAUAGUGCACUACGUUAGACCAGAGUCCUAUUCCCUAUAUAGUGCACUACGUUAGACCAGAGUCCUAUUCCCUAUAUAGUGCACUACGUUAGACCAGAGUCCUAUUCCCUAUAUAGUGCACUACUUUAGACCAGGGCCCUAUUCCCUAUAUAGUGCACUACGUUAGACCAGAGUCCUAUUCCCUAUAUUGUGCCGUGGGCUCUAGUCAGAAGUAGUGCACUAUAUAGGGAAUAGGGCUCUAGUCAGAAGUAGUGCACUAUAUAGGGAAUAGGGCUCUAGUCAGAAGUAGUGCACUAUAUAGGGAAUAGGGCUCUAGUCAGAAGUAGUGCACUAUAUAGGGAAUAGGGUGCUAUUUGGGAUGCACCCCGACAAAAUGCAGAACUCGAUAUGUUAAUUAGUAAAUUGCUUAGAUUAAAAUGCAACUGUAAAUGCUCUUUCCUUCGUAAUGUAAACUAGCUGGUCACAGGAAUUGUCCUUUUAAAGCAAUACUGUCAUUUUUGUCCUCAUCUUAAAUAAUACACCAAAAACACCUGACUGAGACAUGAGAAAACAUUGUACUGUAUAAAAAGGUCAUUCCCACUGGGCAUAGACGUAAACAACGUGGAUUCAACCAGUGUGUUCCCAGUGGGUUAGGACGACUUCAUCAAAACCUGCCUCCAACCACCUCUGCAUUUAAACGCUCUCUGCCUCAACUACUAUAAUGGCCUGA
Messenger RNA from Oncorhynchus keta (chum salmon), 5272 nucleotides. RefSeq names its product protein tyrosine phosphatase domain-containing protein 1-like. Gene Ontology annotation, biological process: cilium assembly. The coding region runs from base 559 to 2961 and encodes 800 amino acids. Lineage: Eukaryota; Metazoa; Chordata; Actinopteri; Salmoniformes; Salmonidae. The record is from RefSeq and is a predicted model, not a curated record. The transcript is spliced from 13 exons.